AUGACUGAACCUGGACUCUUCAGAGUUGCCCCUGGCAGACAUUGGGGUGAAUGGUUUAACCUCAUUCCCUCACAGAAACUGUGUCUGAAUGUCUACUGUCAGAGCAGUCAACUCCUUACCUUUCCCAGGCUCUCCUUCUUCUUCUUCUUCUUCUUCUUCUUCUCCUCCUCCUCCUCCUCAUGCUGGGAGGCUGGCAUUUGCAGAGAGUCCUCCUCGCAGCAGAUGAAGCUCACGGUGCAUCCCAUCCGAGCAAAGCCAGAGCGCACACAUCCAGACCCAUUCAACGCCUCGGCGCCCGGUUCCUGGCUCUCAGUGGUGACGACGCGCGGCAGGUCUGCGGAGUCCGCCUGGCAUCGCUGCGGCGAGCUUUUCUACGCAGACUCCCGCAGUGGUUUUCGGCCAGCAUGUGCCGACUGGGGGGCCACGCUGAGGCGGAGUGACUUCCCACUGCAGACAGACUGUGGAGGGCAAACAGUUCCUUAUCACGUGGAGCCAAGUUACAGCAGACACCACCCAGACCAAAACCGCAGGAGCUGUGGUGUUCACAGGGCUUCAAGGAAAAGCAGCAAAGCUCUGGGGAAGGCUAGAAAAAAAAAUCUUCUGCAUUGAAGGGUUCCCAAGUUCACAGCGGCCUCCAUUA
Molecule: messenger RNA, 640 nt
Organism: Xiphias gladius (swordfish)
Lineage: Eukaryota; Metazoa; Chordata; Actinopteri; Istiophoriformes; Xiphiidae
Exons: 4
Coding region: 1-609 (202 amino acids)
Source: RefSeq, a predicted model, not a curated record